Molecule: messenger RNA, 1143 nt
Organism: Caenorhabditis elegans
Lineage: Eukaryota; Metazoa; Nematoda; Chromadorea; Rhabditida; Rhabditidae
Gene: mig-21
Product: Abnormal cell migration protein 21
Exons: 5
Coding region: 129-1070 (313 amino acids)
Cellular component (GO): membrane
Source: RefSeq, marked reviewed
UACAGUAACCCUGCCAUCUGGCGACAUCUGAAAGAUGGAAAAGGAGAAGGAAUGUCGAAAUCUGAAAAGAGAAACAAACAUGGGUGUAGAAAUUUCACUUAUUCAGUAAGAACUGAGUUUCAUAGAAAAUGAUUGUCAUGGUUUUGUUUAAUAUCUUCGUUUUCGUCAAUUUCUCAUAUUCGUUGGCUAAUUUAAAUGAUUCUAGCAUUUUAUAUUCUCAAGUUGUCUCUAAUAAGUGUGCAUCUAAUAAUGGUAUAUUCUGUGAAUGUUCGAAACAAGGCGGAGAAAUUAAGAUUUGGAAUUGCAUCCGUCCAGGAGGUUGGUCAACGUGGUCAAAAUGGUCGAAAUGUAGAGAAGGUAUCCGAAAAAGAAGACGAACGUGUAAUAAUCCUUUACCAAUUGGUACCACUUGUUCUGGCCAGAAAGUUGAGAAGCAAUCUUGUGCAAUUUCUUCAAAUGUACCGGAGUAUCUUUUUGGAUCCUGGACAUCCUGGAAUCCAUGGUCUCGAUGCGAUUGUGAUCGUAGCCUGAGGAUACGAACUCGGCACUGCAAAGGUAAUUCCUGCGAGGGAUGUGACAAGGAUUACGAAGAUUGCCGCCCAGAUGAGUGUCCAAUUAGUAAAAAAUGGUCCGAAUGGACAGAUUGGGUGAAUUAUGGAAUUGAGCAAGUACGGUUUUCAGCCUGGUGUUCGUCAUCAAACGUGGCGAAUACUGAAGUGGGAAUACGGAAGGAGACUCAAGACUCAAUGAAGCAUGCCAACUGGUCUGAAUGGCAUAUGCAUCCAGGAGUUGCAUACCGUUAUCGUCUUCUUCACAACUCUUCUAUUUCCAUCGAACACCAUCUCUUAUCAAGAUUCACGUCAUCAUGUCUUCCCUUGCAUUUUGCAAUUCCAAUAUUUUGUUUUUGUAUUCUCACGGGUUUCCUUCUUCAAAAUAUUAUUUAUUGUGUUGUGAAUCGUUUUAAAAGGAGAUUCAUAAGAUUGAAUUAUUCGUAUGAUUCAAAUCCACGUGACUAUCCUUCUCAUUUGAUUCGUUCUCCGGGUUCCCCGAAAGAUGAAAGUUUUUGGUGAAUUUCGGAUGCUUUCGAGAACAGUCUCUGUCUGCCCAUUUCUCACGCCACGAUAAUAAAAGUUAUCAUUGAUC